GUGCGCCUUUAUAAACAGCCUGUAUUUAAUUAAAAAUAGGCCGUAAACCCACAAACCACUUGCUGAUUUUGUCAAAAUGUCAAAAAAAUGAUUCAUUUAAAUUCUAUUGUGAGAAAUCCCCUUUCCGCCGCCGCCCAUGUUUGCGAGGAUUUCCCAAACACCCGGAAUAAGUUAAUAGAUUGGAAGACAAUACCGUUCACGUCUACCGCUUUUGUUAUUCAUCUUUAUCACGCGUUGCGAUGGUUCACAAUCGUGCCAGUUUUCGGUGAGACGGAGGCAAAUGUUGAUAAAUAAACUUAAAGAUAAGUGAGGGUGAAAGAGAAGAAGAUUUUUGGUUUUCUCAAUCGUCGGAAGCGAAUGUCACCAGUGUCACCAUUCAUCCGUUUCCAGUUAAAAAUGCCCGUGUAAAAGAUGCACAUCGAACGCCUCUUGACCUUUCUUCUUUACUUCGUCACAACGAGGGCCAUGGUCGUGCGACCCCAACUCUACUCCAGUCCAUGUCCCGACACCUUCCAGUAUGAAAUGACCCAAAAUGGGCAACUAUAUGGUACCAUCGGUGUCUAUUCCUUUGACGAAAACGUCGUUAGACUCAACGUCGAACUAUCCGUUGGAAACCGCGUGAAUAGUUACAAUGGCGAAAUCCAGCUCGCCAACCCCAAAGAGCUCAUUUUCGACGACAUCCACCACCAAAGACCCAUCAGAUACAAAGUCUUCUUCCCGAGAUGGGAAAACACACCACCACGAGUGACCAAAAUCAUGGUCAAUGGCCAAGUAGUGUGUUCAGGACCUCCGAUACAAAUGAAUAACUGGGCACGUGUUUUGACCAAAAUCAACCUCGAACACACCCUAACCAUCAAAGUAUCACCUCUUAGAUCCCAAAGCGGCCCAUUUGUACCAUCACGAAACAACCCUUUCCUUUCCGGACGCGAAACGGAAAAAGCAAACCCAUUCUUGGACACCAAAAUUAACACAAAACCGGUCCGGAACCAAUUUCUAGACGAUUUUCCGGUCACGGUUAGAACAACCACGGAGAAAAUUAACCGGAGUUCAGGGCCCUCCAACGAGAUCUUGUUCGUAGGGAACCCAUUCCUCAAUGGUAAAACAACAUUGGCGCCGUCACACAAAACCCCAUCACGUGACUCUUCGCCGGCCGAUGACACGUGCGGAGUGUCAAUAGUGGCGAACCCAUUGGUGAUCAAUGGUAACACAGUACCACGUGGUGCCUUUCCAUGGCUUACUGCAAUUUUUGCGGUUACCACAACCGGUCUUGAAUACAAAUGUAGCGGUUCGUUGGUAUCUCAAAGACAUGUGGUGACUGCUGCCCAUUGUGUCCAAGAAGGUCGCAAAAGAGCCCAACCUGACCGUUUCCUCUUUGUUCUUGGGAAACUCAAUAUCAAAAAAUGGUCACUCGCCGAGGGUGAGAAAAUGGUAGAGGCCGAAGACAUCCAAAUACACCCCGACUAUGUCCCUUUGACCUCCGAUGCCGACAUUGCUGUUGUAAUCCUAGCCGAGAAAAUCGAGUUUAGUAAAUAUAUUCGUCCCAUAUGUCUCUGGUCCGAACCAGACGAUAUUGACGUCAUUGUGGGUCAAAAGGGCAAAGUCGUGGGUUGGGGGCGCGACGAACAGGAUAAUUUAAUGACAGCUGAGCCCAAACAAGCCAAUAUUCCGAUUGUGAGUCAAGAGGAGUGUCUCAGGUCGUCGGAAGCCUUCAAGUAUAUCACUUCAGAAAGGACCUUUUGUGCUGGGGAGAGGAACGAGAGUGGCCCUUGCAAUGGCGACAGCGGGAGCGGUUUUAUAAUGAAGAGGAAUGGCAAAUGGUCAUUGAGAGGCGUAGUGUCAAUUUCGACUUACGACCCCAUUAAACAGAGUUGCGAUUUGACGAAUUAUGUUGUUUUCACAGAUGUUAGUAAAUUUAGAUCGUGGCUUUUGGCCAUCGUUGUUAUUUAAUAAAUGUAUUUAUGUUUU
Tribolium madens (black flour beetle) is the source of this 1965-nucleotide messenger RNA. RefSeq names its product serine protease gd-like. Gene Ontology annotation, molecular function: serine-type endopeptidase activity. The coding region runs from base 412 to 1947 and encodes 511 amino acids. The transcript has 7 exons. Lineage: Eukaryota; Metazoa; Arthropoda; Insecta; Coleoptera; Tenebrionidae. Gene Ontology annotation, biological process: proteolysis. The record is from RefSeq and is a predicted model, not a curated record.